AUGGAAAAGACCCCGAGUUCUACCACAAAGCUUGUAGAGGUGCCUCGAUUUGACGUAACUCAUGCAACAGAGGCUGAAAUAAUUGAUAAAGUCCACAAGCUCUGCGUUGAGCAAGGAAUCCCACUUGUGCUUGAAAACUAUCACUUAAAAAAAGAAUUCGACGCAGAGUUGUUUACUAAAGAAUGGAUUCAUCGAAAUUGUGGUGGCCAAGAGAUAGCAGCCCGGGAUGUAAAUAAUAUCCUGGAUGAACAAAUGAAAUUAUCGGAUUAUUUAGAUUAUGUCGAGAAAGUUUCAAAGGACACGAAAUCUGUACAACCGAUGCUAUAUGCAAAAGAUGUUUCAUGUCCGACUGUAUGGAAAGAUUAUAUCGGUAGUUUUUUACCAAGUUAUUUUAGAUAUAACGGAAAUAAUGAUUUAAUGGCAAAUUUGACACCGGAUCUUCGAGCUGAGAAUCUCAUGAUUUACAUUGGAGUCGGUGGAACAAAUACACCAUUGCACAAGGAUAUGUGUUCUUCAUUCGGACAUAAUAUAAUGGUUUAUGCGGAUCCAGACUCCUGGUCUACAUGGUACAUGGUUGCUCGUGAUGAUAAAGAAAAAAUGAGUGCGCUAGUACAGGCUCUGGGUCAGGAUGUCGAUCUUGAAAACUAUUACGUGCCAAUUGAUAUUUUAGAAAAGGCAAAUUUUACUGUAUACCACACUAAACAACAAGUCGGUGACUUUGUUAUGGUUCCAUCUGAAUGUUGUCAUGAAGUCAUCAAUGCGGGCUCCUGUACGAUCAAAGUCUCAUGGAACAGGAUAACUCCAUAUUCAGCGUAUCUGGGAGUAACAGGUGCUGUGCCUAGCUACCAAAAGGUAUUACGUCCUGAGACGUACCAAAUGAAACGUCUUGUCUUCGAGAGUUUAAGUAAAUGGACUGAGGCGAUAUCCGCGAAUUUACGUUAUUCAUCAACUGAUAAUUCUUCACCUAGUUUGGAUUUUGUCGCUCGAAUUGAAAAUGCACCAGGCAGGGACCUUCGGUCUGAGUACAAACUCUUAAUAGUCGCGUACAAGUACAUUGUAGAACAAGAAUGGGUUUCCAAUGAUUAUUGGAACGACAGCGUCCAUUUCCCAUUGACUCCAGACAACAAAUCACACAUGUCAUGCGAUUUUUGUCAUUGUGAUUUGUGGAAUCGCCACGUUCAUUGUUAUGAUUGUAUUACAGAAGCUGGCGUCAAUUACGACAUAUGUCUUAAUUGUUAUGCAAAUGGUCGUGCAUGUUCUCAUUUGAUGCAAAUUCGUAAAGGUCGAAAAAUGAAACGACUUCGUGAUGUUUACAUUUGCGCAAAGAACACGUUCGAAAGAAAAUUUGGAAAAGACGAUGAUUUGACUGAUCUUAAUGACUUAAUGAAUGAUUCAGAAGCCACAUUGGCAUACAUUUGUUGGAAAAAAGCUAACAACGGUGAAGAUAUGGGAUCCCGCGAUUUAAGAUCAAAAUUACCAGCGAAAGUUUAUAUGCAGCCUUACUGGCCGCAAGCUCGUCGCAAUUAUGAAGAAUAUGCAAAGGAGAGAUCAGAAAAACCCCGAAAAAAGAGAAGUCGCAAGCCUAAGACUACACAAGCUAAUAAUUCAGACCGUCAAUCUGCUACGACUGAUGCCAAUAUUAAAUCUUUACAAGAGAGUGACUUGUCUAACUACGAAUCCGAUAGUCUCCCUACAAAGGUUCAUACAGAGAAGAAAGAGUUUCACCAAGAAUCUGUAAAAUCUGCUAAUAGAGCUUCUAAUAAUAGUGGCGAAAAGAACACUUCCACCAGAAAAAGGAAAUCACGCAAAGUGACUAAUAAGUCUCCGGAAGAUUGUGAGACCGAAAGUAUUCCUAUUAAAAAGAAGUCAAAUCGAAGAGCUAAUCGUUCUUCAAAAUCAGUCAGUGAUACCACUAAAUCCGGUGCUAAAAAGAAAGAUCUUCAAGAACACGAUCAAUCUUUGCAAGGCGAUGAAUCAGUGGUUGUUUCUACUAACAAUGGCAAACGGUCGCGAAAUAGCAAGAAAUCUCAACCCGCUCUAAACAAACGAAGUCGAAUAGCAGACGAAAGCGAAUCAAAUAAUAAUAGUGAGAGCGUUAACGGCAUUGUUACAAAUAAUAGUCAAGAUAAGUUAGAUAACAAUUCCAGUGAUUCAAAUGUGCUUACGCCGAUCGAACGCGAUUUC
This is a messenger RNA of Dentiscutata erythropus, 2184 nucleotides long. Lineage: Eukaryota; Fungi; Glomeromycota; Glomeromycetes; Diversisporales; Gigasporaceae. The record is from the annotation of a GenBank genome assembly.